CAGUGCGCUGUUGUCGCUGCGGUAGGUGCUUCGCUAGCACGUUUUUUUUGUUUUGUGCAUUUUGGCUUGGUUUUUGGUCUAGAGCAUUUUCGAAUGAAACAACACCAUUUUGCUGGCCGUUUUCCUCGUUUUUGUUUCGUGUGCCUGUUCCUGUAAUUUAAUAAUGUGCGGUGUGUGCGCGUGCGAGUGGUUUUUCCUGUUAUUGGAAAAUAUCGAAAAUGAAUUCGUGACGGGAAAGCUGGCCAAGCUGGGAGCAGGGAAAGUGGCCGGGUGGCCUGAUGUCCCGUCGUCCGAAUGUCCUGGCCAUAAAUCGAGCGACGAAUCAACAAAUUAGGGGUUGUCCUGGUCGCGCGCGAGUGUUUUUCACGGUGUCUGUGUGUGUCUGCUACACGGAAACGAUUCGGGGAUGCUUUUUAAAGGAUUUUUAAUAAACUAUAUAGAUUAGUUUUUUUUUGUGCCUAACGUGUGGUUGUGUGUGUGGGACCUGGCCAGUUGAAUCACCUGAUGGUGAACACAUGACCCAAUUCCGUCAGCAUCCUGGCCAGCUUAGUCAGGACCAGAACCUGAACCGCGCUUAGAAAACCACCCCGGGAACCUUAACCCUCGAACGCAAAGUGCCGAGCCAAGUGCCUCACCCUUAACCCUUAGCCAAGCACUUGCCUGGCUUCCUGCUUCCGCAUUCUAAUUAGAUUGCAAUCAUUUCACAAUUUGAUUGCCAGCCGCCUUGAUGAACCACCCAUACCACUUACCACUUGCCACUUGCCACUUGCAGCGCCUCCAGCUCCACGGACCGCGCCCCCUAGCCUGUCCGCCCACCAAUCUGUCAGCCUGCCAAUCAGCCAUUCCGCCAACCCGCCAGCGGAAUGGACCAGCUGUGCUACCUGGCGCUGAGCGUCCUACUGGCCAUCAUCGUGGUCUACGGCCUCCUGGAACUCCACUACUUCCUGCGCAUGUGCCUCUGUGUCCUGCUCGCCCGCUUUGUGAAGAGGCGCUGCCACAUCCUGGACACCACCACGGUUAACGGACUCUGCCUCACCAACGACGUGGACACUUUGCUGUACCACAUGAACAACGCUCGCUACUUCCGCGAGCUGGACUUCGCCCGCGUGGACUUUUACGAGCGGACCAAUCUCUACCGCACCAUCACGGGCAUGGGCGGUUCCGUGUUCCAGGGGGCGGCCACCAUACGCUACCGUCGCUUCAUCCGCCCCUUUCAUCGCUUCAACAUUAUCUCGCGGAUUAUUUACUGGGACGAGCAGUCACUCUUCAUGGAGCAUCGAUUCGUGCGUCCGUCGGACAAGUUCGUGCACUGCAUCGCCAUCUGCCGGCAGCGGGUGAUCGACGUGUCCAUGGAGGCGGUGAUGUCGGAACUGCUGCCCAGGACCUCCUCCAACGGAUUCCGGGCGACGGUGCUGCCCUCGCUGGCUGCUCCCUCGCCGGCGGCUGGUGGAAUAAGCAAUCCCGCGAUGGACACUUCGCUGGCGGAGAACGGACAUGGGACGACGAGCGGGGGCGCGACGGGCACAGGCGCCACGCCCACCGCGACCACGGCGCACUGCCUCAAGCUAAAGCCCUCGCUGCCGCCGGAGCUGGCCAAGUGGAUAGAGUACAAUGAUAUGUCGAGCAAGAAUCUACGCAGUGGCUGCUGACUGGAAUCGUUGGAGUCGCCGGAAGCGGAUGCGCAACCGGAAACGGAAACGCCCAUUAAUGCGUUUGUUUUUUUUUUCGUUGUCUCGCGUGCUUGUGUGUUGUGUGUGUGAGUGUGCGUGCUAAAGUGUGCUAAUGUUUAAUGUCUAAGUGUGCACGUGGAAUGUUUGUACUGUAAGCUAUGUAAGGGUCUGAAAACAGAAAAAAACAAAUAAGAAAUACCCGCCCCCUUUUGGCCUUAACUAAUGUAUUGUAUAAUUGCCCAGAGAUCAGCCACGCCCCCACGAACAAUGAACUAAAAAUACAAAGAAAACUCCUUGGUAGUCCACAGUGUGUAAGCUAUGAUGUACAAUGAUUGUUUAGUAAAUGAACAAACUAAUGUGAAAAAAGAA
Drosophila erecta is the source of this 2039-nucleotide messenger RNA. Its product is annotated as protein THEM6. The transcript has 3 exons. The record is from RefSeq and is a predicted model, not a curated record. Lineage: Eukaryota; Metazoa; Arthropoda; Insecta; Diptera; Drosophilidae. Bases 864 to 1649 code for a protein of 261 amino acids.